Molecule: messenger RNA, 617 nt
Organism: Pimephales promelas (fathead minnow)
Lineage: Eukaryota; Metazoa; Chordata; Actinopteri; Cypriniformes; Leuciscidae
Gene: uqcc6
Product: ubiquinol-cytochrome c reductase complex assembly factor 6
Biological process (GO): mitochondrial respiratory chain complex III assembly
Cellular component (GO): mitochondrion
Source: RefSeq, a predicted model, not a curated record
UCUUAUGGCAUACAUGAAGUUACUACAGUUGAAAUAAGUGUAGAAUAAAGUAUUUUACCAUUUUAACAAAUUUUCAUCAAUUACUUAGGGAAAAUAGAGAAAAUAAUUAAUUUCAGCACACCCUAUGAUAAACGUGACUUACAUUACUUCCAAAGCGACCAUGUGAGACAUGUAACAAGAACCUUUACUGCUGAAUAUCGAGUUACGAAAACAUGUUAUUUCGACUAUAAUUUAACAAGGAAUACAUUCCCUUAAUUGGCGUAACACUUGUCAGCCAGCUGAGAUUUAAGGAUGCCAGCAGGUGUAUCUUGGCCAAGAUAUCUAAGGAUGUUUGCAGCCAGUGUGUUAUCAAUGUUUGCUGGAGCACAGGUUGUGCAUCAGUAUUACCGUCCUGAUUUAACCAUUCCAGAUGUCCCACCAAAGCCUGGAGAAUUGCAAACGGAACUUCUUGGCUUGAAAGAAAGAGAGACAGACUCUGUGUCUGAGAAACAAUGACCCAUUGAUUUGUUUUUCAUAGUGACUGUUUAUAAAACAUAACAUCUUUUUUUCAAAGCCUAAGUGAAAUGAUGCUAAAGUUAUUUUAUUCUGUGAAUAAAGUUAUUUAUAUGUGUACUGUC